This is a messenger RNA of Coffea eugenioides, 1349 nucleotides long. Its product is annotated as protein SCO1 homolog 2, mitochondrial. Gene Ontology annotation, biological process: mitochondrial respiratory chain complex IV assembly. Lineage: Eukaryota; Viridiplantae; Streptophyta; Magnoliopsida; Gentianales; Rubiaceae. The transcript is spliced from 7 exons. The coding region runs from base 247 to 1050 and encodes 267 amino acids. The record is from RefSeq and is a predicted model, not a curated record.
UACUUCCUGGUCUUACCAAAUACCAGGCUCAGAGAGGGAAACAAGCUUGGACGAAAAGAAACUAAAACGACGUCGUCAAGGAGCGGUGCCUUCUUCACAUGCCCAUGAACCCCGUCUUUUCACUCAUAAAACCCACUUCAAAUUCAUUUCUCUUUCUCACAAAAUUUACUGCAAAAUAAAGAAAACGCCACUUACCCAUGUGCCAAAUUUGUAAAAGAAAGUAGAAAAUUGAGAGGAAAAAGGUCAAUGUCAAUGUCAAGGGUUAUCUUCCCCUCCUUAAGAAAUCGCUCUGCAGCAUCCUUUAAUACUCUGAAAAGGUUUAUUCCCUGUAAGAGUUUCCACUCUGGCAGAUGUUUGCAAUCAGCAAAGAGCGCAAACUCUCCUCCUUUAUUGCCUCCAAAAACCACGACCUCUCAUUCCUGGAGACCUUAUAUAGUUCCUGGUGCUGUUUUGGCUGGAGUUGGUGGUCUGGCAUUUUUUCUUCACUACAAUGACGAGAGGAGGGCCAUCCCUAAAGGCCAGGGUGAAAAGUUUGAAAGAAGUUCCAUUGAAGGGCCAAUAAUUGGUGGUCCUUUCAGUCUAAUUGAUACUGAAGGUCAGGUGGUCACAGAAAAGAAGCUUCUGGGUAACUGGGUUCUUCUCUACUUCGAUUAUACUUCUUCUCCUGAUGUUGGGCCAGCGGAAGUUCAAAAGAUGGCCAAGGCUAUUGACAUUCUAGAUUCUAAACAGAAUCUCAGGGUUCUACCCAUAUUUGUUACACUGGAUCCUCAACGUGAUACCCCUUCCCAACUGCAUGCUUAUCUUAGAGAGUUUGACCAAAGAAUUGUGGGACUGACGGGACCAGUUGCAGCUAUUAGGCAGAUGGCACAAGAAUACAGAGUGUAUUUCAGGAAAGUUGAUGAAGAAGCAGACGAUUAUCUUGUUGAGUCUUCCCACAACAUGUACUUGUUGAAUCCAAAAAUGCAAGUAGUAAAAUGCUUUGGAGUGGAAUACAAUGCAGAGGAAUUGUCAGAAGCCAUAUUCAAGGAGCUGAAGAAAACUAUAACAUAGUCAUUCUGAUGCAUUCUUUUUGCGUAGGAGGAACAUCUGACUUGGAUAGCAAUCUACUUGUCUUCUCUUGCUCAGUUGAAAGGCUGUUUACUCUUCCCAAGUUCCAUUGUAUUGGCAUUAGAAAUGAUGGAUGUCUCAAACAGAGCUCCAUAUACAAGAGUACUAGCGAAUCAUUUACUAACCAUUCCCUUAAGUUUUUUUUUUAUGAGGUUACACUUCAACUGGCACAGAAAGAAAUGAUCUGAGAUGGAAAGUUUAUUUGUGCAAUUUUAUUAGCGGAAAGAGUGUUUUUGGUCAGA